Messenger RNA from Paramecium tetraurelia, 1185 nucleotides. RefSeq lists its product as uncharacterized. Gene Ontology annotation, biological process: regulation of DNA-templated transcription. Lineage: Eukaryota; Ciliophora; Oligohymenophorea; Peniculida; Parameciidae. The record is from RefSeq and is a predicted model, not a curated record. Gene Ontology annotation, molecular function: DNA-binding transcription factor activity. The transcript has 3 exons.
AUGCAAAAGUUGAAUGAAUAUCAAGAAUACCAUUUACCUGAAUAGUUUGAUGAAGAUUAAGCGAGGGGGAGAUUUCUUAUGCCAUCAUUUCUGCCUUAUAGUUUAUCAAAACAGGAUGUUAAACUGGAGGAGAGAUCCAUGGUUUAGAUUGAUUCCCAGGCUUCAUUAAAAGAUGAGGCCAUUGGAUUACAGAACAUUAAGGGACACGUGAAGAAUGCCUAUAUCAAAAAGAUACAUUCUCUCCUUAGUGUUGAGGGAGAGAAUGAAAAGAUUGUCAAAAAAAUUUAAAAGGAGCCGAGUUCAUCCAGUAAACAGUUGGAAAAUGAAGAUCAAAAGAUGAUAAGAAACAGGGAAAGUGCAAGAAACUCCAGAUAACGAAAAAAGUUAUACAUCAACCUUUUGGAAAAGAAGGUUGAAGACUUAAAUCAGGCAAUCGAACAACUCAGAAAAUCAACAGAGUCAACUUUCCAGAGCAUCCACUCUGUGUUGGAACAGAAUUCUAGCAUCUAUGACAUGAUCGUCGAACAGACUUCAUUGUUUGAGUAACUCAAGAUAAAGGAAUAAGAAUUUAAUGAAUUGUAAUAAUUGCUUACAGAAUCGUACAAGCUCAAGUUCAAUGCUACAGGCACCAAGCGCAAAUAAUAUAUGCGAUAUUGUUUCUAAAAUGUUGCAAGACUCCUCCUAGAUGGAAACUAUGGCACCUUGCUAUUUGGACAAAGCUACUUCUCAAAGACAUAUACAAUGCAUGAUGAAGAAGAAUUGAAGGAUUAUAUGAAAAAUCUUAGAGACGCCACAGGGAUCUGUGAUGAUACAGUGUUUUUAAACCUAUAUGCCAUUGUCAGGAGAGUCAUUGAUCAUAAAAAAAAUUUCUCUUUUCUCAUCAAACAAAUCAAACUUAAACAAAAGGAACUGAGAAUCUGCUAGUAAUAAAUUGAUGAUCAAAUCGAUGAUGUCCAGUUGAAUGGGGUUUAAUUUGCUAAUCUUAUUCAUUAAGUAAAUAAAGAUCAACAAAAUUAAACCCAAAUUUCACAACCCCUUGAAAUUCCUAAAUAAAACUAAAUGAUUUUAAAAAUGGUACCUAAAUAUCCCUUCGAACUCAUGAGCAAUCCAUUUUUACUCCCCAACAGUUUAAUGAUCGAUCCACUUUAAAUUGACCUUCUUACCAAAAAUUUAAGAUAGCCUUGA